AUGCUUACCUUGUGGCCGAAAUUCUCACUCAUCGACAAAAUAACAAAGAUAAAGGUAUCUCGACUCAAAUCCCUGCAGAGGAUUACACUGGGGGCAGGAGUUGUUGGUGAUAGCGGGCAAGUGUUUGAGUCACAUGCUCACUUCAUCGCUGAUAAACACGGCCAGGUUGAUGUUUGUCGUCAUCCGUCUGUGGGUGGAUCUUACAGCGGAGUAUCAGCCAUGGGACUGUUAUGGAGCAUGUUACCUGCACUGGGUCAGAGAAAAGGAAUUCGACUGGUGAAAUCUGAUGUCACUAAACCUUACAAUUUCACCCUGAACUGUUUUGAUGGUCACAUAAGUCCGCAGGAAUCAAGCUCUUCCCAGCCUUUAUCAAGUAAAACGUUUGAGAAGGGGUACAUGGCGAAUGGAGUGAAUAGAAUUCCUGUGAAAGAAGGAAGAAUCCGUGCGCCUCUUUUUCUUCCACCAGGUGAUGGACCCUUUCCCG
Stylophora pistillata is the source of this 484-nucleotide messenger RNA. RefSeq names its product bile acid-CoA:amino acid N-acyltransferase. Gene Ontology annotation, molecular function: fatty acyl-CoA hydrolase activity. The record is from RefSeq and is a predicted model, not a curated record. NCBI's taxonomy places the organism in Eukaryota, Metazoa, Cnidaria, Anthozoa, Scleractinia, Pocilloporidae. Gene Ontology annotation, biological process: fatty acid metabolic process; acyl-CoA metabolic process.